AUGAAUGCGUGGAGGUUCUUUCGAGGGGAAGCAGCAUUAUUCAAUGACUCUUCAUGUGCCCGAUCAAUAGAGAAGAAAGUUGAUUCGGCCAUAGAAGAAGUAUCAGCCUGUACGAGUGCUAAGUUAAAAUUCGAGCCAAAUCCCAAGAAUAUAUGCCCUCCAAACUCCAAACUCCAGUACAUUCUAAGGCUGCAAAAGGUGGUGGUGUCAAAAGAAAUCACUAUGAAAUCCCAAAUGAAGAAGCAGAAGAAACACUACCCAUCUUGGCAAGACCUAAACCCUUUCAUACUCUCAAAAAUAUUUUCAUUCCUCAAUCUCCAUGACCAACUCUUUGGCCCACCUUUUGUUUGCCAUUCAUGGCUCUCAUCAACCCUCCACGCCCUCUUCCAAAACUCCAGCCUCGACCUCCGCUUGAUCGACUGCCUUGAUGAAGAAAACCAACGGCUGAGAUUCACUCACCUCCUCAAACUAGCCAUCAACCACUACAAUGGUUGGCACUCCAUCUAUUUCCCAACCAAACACAUGUUUGGAUACUUUGCCACUCUCUACAUAGCAGAGAGGACUCCCAAUAUUUCAUGUGUUGUUUUGUCUUCAAAAGUUAAUGUGAAUGUAGUGCCAAUCUUCGUCUCCAUUCUCUACUGGAAAAAUUUAAGGGUUUUCCGAGCACAGAUUCACAAGAAGGAUCUAGGGUUUCUUGUGGUGUCUCAGUUGGCUGAUUACUGCAAGAGCAUAACCGAGCUUGGACUUCGAGGCUGGACGAUGAUGGAGAGAGAAGUGACAUGUAUUGUAGAAGGGUUUCCUAGGUUGGAGAAACUUGAUCUUGAGGAAUCUACUUUGUGUGGCAAUGCUUUGGAGAUUUUGUUGGAUGGGAGGUUGAAGUAUGUGAAGGAGAUAAACAUUUUGCAUUGCAAGUUCAUGGGGGAGGAUGGGAAGGAUAUUAAAGAAGACUUUUUGAAACUCAAGGCAUUUAAGAAUAAGGUGCUUGAGAAAGCUUGUAGUGUGAGAAGCUUGAAGAAGUUGAGGCAUUGUUUGGUUCAAAGCUGUCCACAUUGCAAGGAUAGUUCUUUAGAGGUUAGCUAA
This is a messenger RNA of Camellia sinensis, 1080 nucleotides long. Lineage: Eukaryota; Viridiplantae; Streptophyta; Magnoliopsida; Ericales; Theaceae. The record is from RefSeq and is a predicted model, not a curated record.